This is a messenger RNA of Metarhizium album ARSEF 1941, 1035 nucleotides long. RefSeq lists its product as uncharacterized. Gene Ontology annotation, molecular function: methyltransferase activity. The record is from RefSeq and is a predicted model, not a curated record. Bases 1 to 1035 code for a protein of 344 amino acids. Lineage: Eukaryota; Fungi; Ascomycota; Sordariomycetes; Hypocreales; Clavicipitaceae. The transcript has 5 exons.
AUGUCGGACGUUUCAAGGGGCGUCGCCGGGCUGCCCGCGCCGCAUGCCGACGAGGCGAAUGCGCCCAUACAGGCAGAUGCCGAAUCGGACGAGGCGGCCAGCGAUUCGCAUUCCGACUAUUCCGAAGUCGCCUCGCACACGACGAGUCUGCGAUCAUCCGCCUUCGACUACACGUACGAAAAUGGCCGACGAUACCACGCCUACCGAGCCGGGCAGUAUCUCCUCCCCAACGACCUGGAGGAGCAGGACCGACUAGACAUGACGCACCACGUCUUUCGGCUGACACUCGACGGGGAGCUGUGCGUGACGAAGCUUGACCAUCCUCAGGAAAUCCUAGACAUUGGGACAGGCACGGGGAUGUGGGCCAUCGAGAUGGGUGAUUUGUAUCCAUCCGCCGACAUCGUCGGGACAGACCUGAGCCCCAUACAAGCAGAGUGGGUUCCCCCAAACGUACGCUUCGAGAUUGACGACGCCUCCCUGGAGUGGACGUUUCCUCUCCAACACUUUGACUUCAUCCACGCGAGAACCCUGGCCGGGGCCAUCCGGGACUGGCCCGCGCUCCUGGGACGAUGCUUCAAGCAUCUCAAGCCGGGCGGCAAGGUCGAGAUCUCCGAGGGACGCGCCGACUUCUUCUGCGACGACGGCUCGCUGGCCGAGGACACGGCCACCCACAGAUGGCUCUCGGAGUUCCGGAGACUCGCGGCGCCCCUGGGCUUCGACAUCGCCCCCCAGCUUCCGGACAUGCUGAGGGACGCGGGAUUCGCCGACGUCGCCUACGCCCAGAAGGUCGUGCCCCUGGGGACGUGGCCCAAGAACCCGGCCCUCAAGGAGAUUGGCCGCUGGUUCCGCGUGCAGUUCCUCGACAUGGCCCUCGAGGCCUACAGCCUGGCCCUCUUCACCAGGUUGGGCGGCUGGUCCAACGACGAGGCCCAGGUCCUGUUCGCCAUGGUGCGGAACGAGCUCAAGACCAGCAGGAUCCAUCUCUACACCUACACAGCCUUUGUCACGGGAACAAAGCACGCCGACGCGCCAUGA